AUGAAUAUACCAACAGAUUCUGGUGAAAGGAGUACAACUCUAAGCCCAUUAGAAAAGCCUAACAUAACAGGAAUUCAAACUGAAGAAAACUCAAAUAUCGGAAGUGAUAAUGACAUUAUCACCGAAGGAUUUCAAUAUAAGAGCGAGAAAACAACUAAAAGCAGUUCGAUAUUUGAGACGACAGAAGAAACUUUCGUAACGUUUUCUUCUACGAACACUACAACCGAAGGAAAUGUUGGUGAAAUUGAGAAUGAAGAGAGCACUACCGAGAGCAGUGCACUUGAAGGACCUUUCACUUCAAGAACACCUGGCGACAAUAACACAACACGUGUAACUACCGAAGCAACUUUCACAACAACACAUCCUUCCACCAUCAACACACCCGAAGAAAGUGUUGGUGAAGGUGAAAAUGAAGAAACCACAACUGAAAGCAGUGCACUUGAAGAACCUUUUACGUCCACAACACCUAGUGACAAUAACACAACACGUGUAACUAACGAAGGUGAAAAUGAAGAGACCACAACUGAAAGCAGUGCACUUGAAGAACAUUUUACGUCCACAACACCUGGUCACAAUAACACAACACGUGUGACAACCGAAGCAACUUUCACUACAACACAUUCUUCCACCAUCAACACAACCGAAGAAAGUGUUGGUGAAGGUGAAAAUGAAGAAACCACAACUGAAAGCAGUGCACUUGAAGAACCUUUUACGUCCACAACACCUGGCGACAAUAACACAACACAUGUAACUACAGAAGAAACUUUCACUACAACACAUCCUUCCACCAUCAACACAACCGAAGGAAGUGUUGGUGAUGGAAUAAAAGCAGAGAGCACAACUGAAAGCAGUGCACUUGAAGAACCUUUUACGUCCACAAUCUCAGGUGACAAUAACACAACACGUGUAACUACCGAAGCAACUUUCACUACAACACAUUCUUCCACCAUCAACACAACCGAGGAAAGUGUUGGUGAAGGUGAAAAUGAAGAAACCAAAACUGAAAGCAGUGCACUUGAAGAACCUUUUACGUCCACAACAAUUGGUGACAAUAACACAAUACGUGUAACUACCGAAGGUGAAAAUGAAGAGACCACAACUGAAAGCAGUGCACUUGAAGAACAUUUUACGUCCACAACACCUGGUGACAGUAACACAUCACGUGUAACUACCGAAGCAACUUUCACUACAACACAUUCUUCCACCAUCAACACAACCGAAGAAAGUGUUGGUGAAGGUGAAAAUGCAGAGAACACAAAUGAAAGCAGUGCACUUGAAGAACCUUUUAUGUCCACAACACCUGGUGACAAUAACACAACACAUGUAACUACAGAAGCCACUUUCACUACAACACAUCCUUCCACCAUCAACAAAACUGAAGGACGUGUUAGUGAAGGUGAAAAUGCAGAGACAACAACUGCAAGCAGUGCACUUGAGGAACCUUUUACGUCCACAACCUCAGGUGACAAUAACACAACACGUGUAACUACAGAAGCCACUUUCACUACAACACAUCCUCCCACCAUCAACACAACCGAAGAAAGUGUUGGUGAAGGUGAAAAUGAAGAGACUACAACACAUCCUUCCACCAUCAACAAAACUGAAGGACGUGUUAGUGAAGGUGAAAAUGCAGAGACAACAACUGCAAGCAGUGCACUUGAGGAACCUUUUACGUCAACAACACCAGGCGACAAUAACUUAACGCCUGUAACUACCGAAGAAUCUUUCACAACAACACAUCCUUCCGUCAUCAACACUACCGAAGGAAGUGUUGGUGAUGGUGAAAAUGGAGAGACAACAACUGAAAGCAGUGCACUUGAGGAACCUUUUACGUCCACAACCUCAGGUGACAAUAACACAACACGUGUAACUACAGAAGCCACUUUCACUACAACACAUCCUCCCACCAUCAACACAACCGAAGAAAGUGUUGGUGAAGGUGAAAAUGAAGAGACCACAACUGAAAGCAGUGCACUUCAAGAACUUUUUACGUCCACAACAUCUGGCAACAAUAACACAACACUUGUGACUACUGAAGCAUCUUUCAAUACAAAAUUUUCUUAUACAAACAAUAAAAACGAAGGAAAUGUUGCUGCAGGUGAGAAUGAGGGGAGCACAACUGAUAGAAGUUCACUUAAAGAACCAUUUACGUCCACAACACCUGGCGACAAUAAUACAACACUUGUCACUACUAAAAAAACUUUCACAAAAAUACCUGCUUUCACCAGCAACACAACCAAAGGAAGUGUUGGUGAAGAUACAAAAGAAGAGAGCACAACUGAAAGCAGUGCACUAGAAGAACCCAUUACUUCAACAACACCUGGCGACAAUAAUACAACACGUGUGACAGCCGAAGUAACUUUUACAACAAUCUCUCCUUAUACAACAGCCUUAGAAGAUGUUAAUGAAAAUUGGAUUGAAGAAAAAACUACUGAAAUCAGUAUUGUUGAAGAACCUCAAACGUUUACAGAUUCUGAUAUUAGUAUUACCACUUUAAAACCUACAGAACUACUGAUGACAACAACAUCUUCCUCUUCAAAAACUUCAAUCCAAGAUGGCUUUGAGAAAGGUGAGAAUGUAGAAAAAAUUUCAACCGAUAAAUCAAGGCCUUUUAAUUUUUUUCCGUUCACAAGUUCGACAGCGAAGACACUUCCAUCAUCUUUUGAUAAAAAUUCUAAGGAAGUGGAAAACGAAAGUAAAAAACCAUCGAUUCAAAUCAAAACGUUUGAAGGAUUUACUGUCGAUGUAUCUGGAAUUUCAAAAUCUUCUAAGGAAAUUAGUGCGACUCAGAAAUUUUUUAAAUCACUUGUCAAAGCAGCUAGUUCUCCAAGAAAACACUUUGAGGAAAAUGAACUUGCGGUAGAUGAAACAGAUGGAAUAGAAGAAUCUGAAAGUAAUAUCUCCGACACAGAAGAGAAAAUUCUAUCAAUCUUGGUUCCAACUAUAAUGUAUAUUUUAUUCCCAAAGCUAUUCUCAUCUUCAGCGAUAAGUAGACAACCAUUUCGUCCUGAAACUUUUACAGAAGAUCAUCGACAAGGAUCUUAUGUUUUUAAGGGAAAAUAA
Episyrphus balteatus (marmalade hoverfly) is the source of this 3063-nucleotide messenger RNA. RefSeq names its product mucin-22-like. Bases 1 to 3063 code for a protein of 1020 amino acids. The transcript is spliced from 2 exons. Lineage: Eukaryota; Metazoa; Arthropoda; Insecta; Diptera; Syrphidae. The record is from RefSeq and is a predicted model, not a curated record.